Oncorhynchus keta (chum salmon) is the source of this 956-nucleotide messenger RNA. RefSeq names its product protein Fer3-like. The record is from RefSeq and is a predicted model, not a curated record. Bases 231 to 848 code for a protein of 205 amino acids. The transcript has 2 exons. NCBI's taxonomy places the organism in Eukaryota, Metazoa, Chordata, Actinopteri, Salmoniformes, Salmonidae. Gene Ontology annotation, molecular function: protein dimerization activity; DNA-binding transcription factor activity, RNA polymerase II-specific; RNA polymerase II transcription regulatory region sequence-specific DNA binding. Gene Ontology annotation, biological process: regulation of transcription by RNA polymerase II; developmental process.
AACUAUUUAAUCCUCGAGAUGUGUUACUGUGAGUGUCACACAGUCCAGAGAUUACAGGUGACAGGUAGUGCACACCCGACGGUUCCCACAAGCACUUUAUUUUGAACUAGGCACUUUUGAACUAGGCACCGAUGUCUGAACAACAAUUUAUUUCGUGCAGCCGGCUACACGUUUUCUCCUGCCGGGUGAACACAGCUUGUUGAAUCAAAUUGAAAAGUAAGAUUUAAAAAAUGGAAGAUAUAUUAUUUGACUUGGAUCAAGAUGGCACCACAGACUUUGCCUUCUGGGGCCAGAUGGACCCUAACUUCCAGUUCCAGGCCCAGUUGGACACUCUCCUCUUUGACUGCACCGCGGUCACGGGCCAGCUUUCGCCCUGGUCCUCGUUCGGUGGCCAGUCCAUGUUCCCUGACACACAGAUGACCUUCACCGACCUGGACUCGCAGUCUCCCGGCCUUGGAGCCAGUGCUGAAGUGGACAGCUCCUCUGUGGACGAGCCCCACGAGAUGAGCAAGCGCAGGCAGCGGCGGUUCGUGCCCCAUCAUCCGUACAAGAUCCAGCGACACGCCGCUAACAUCCGGGAGAGGAAGAGGAUGCUGAGUAUCAAUUCUGCGUUCGAAGAGCUAAGGUGCCACGUGCCAACAUUUCCCUACGAGAAGCGCCUGUCUAAGAUUGAUACACUGAGAUUGGCCAUUGCCUACAUUGCCCUCCUGAGAGAGAUACUGAUUUCCGGCUGCGACCCCAAGUCGUACGUGGACGAAUGCAUGAAGAAUGGUUACAAGAAUCAAACCAAUGCCAUUUGGAACACAAGCGAUCUGACAGCCCGGCUCUCCUGGAUAAAGUGGGAUUAACUCAGGAUGGAGCAACCCAAAGUACGUUGGACAGGGGGCUGCUGGCGGGGGAUUUAUAACCAACCGCCUUCUGUCUUUGUUUCAAUGGCAACAUCACAUCAGGGGCUG